Histoplasma capsulatum G186AR is the source of this 1804-nucleotide messenger RNA. RefSeq names its product MIPC synthase. The record is from RefSeq and is a predicted model, not a curated record. Bases 1 to 1140 code for a protein of 379 amino acids. Lineage: Eukaryota; Fungi; Ascomycota; Eurotiomycetes; Onygenales; Ajellomycetaceae. Gene Ontology annotation, molecular function: mannosyltransferase activity. The transcript is spliced from 4 exons. Gene Ontology annotation, biological process: mannosyl-inositol phosphorylceramide biosynthetic process.
AUGCGGAAAGGCUACCUCAUAUUCAUCGUCGUCAACUUCUUCAUAGUCGCUUCCCUUGUGCGCAGUGUCUUUACCCUCCUGACACUUCUCAUCGAAGAUGCCUCGGCUGAUGCGAUUCGCCGUUCGGACCUCCCUUCGCCGAAUUCGAGUCUAAUUGAGACCCGUCCGCAGCUUAUUCCUAAGAUCAUACAUCAAACAUACAAGAAUGAAUCAAUUCCUGCUAUGUGGCUUGGUGCUCAGCAGAGCUGUAUCAAGCUCCACGCGGAUUACGAAUACAAGCUUUGGACGGACACGAAAUCAAGGGAUUUCAUCGCGAAAGAAUACCCUUGGUUCCUAGAGACUUUUGAUAACUACCCGCACAACAUUCAGCGAGCGGACGCGAUUCGAUACUUCGUCUUGGCACAUUAUGGUGGCACCUACAUUGAUCUAGACGAUGGUUGCAACCGUCGCCUUGAUCCGCUCCUCUCCUACGGUGCUUGGGUCCGCCGCACAGCGCCCACAGGCAUUUCCAACGAUGCCAUGGGAGCUGUCCCCCAACACCCUUUCUUCCUCCGUGUCAUUGACUCCUUACAAGCGUAUAAUAAGAACUGGGCGCUACCGUACAUCACCGUGAUGUAUUCGACUGGCCCGCUCUUCCUCUCCGUCAUCUGGAAGGAAUACAUGCUUUCCGAACCCACCAUGACCGAUCGAGUGCGCAUACUCAUGCCAGACGAGUAUAACCGGCAUUCAUGGAGCUUCUUCACACAUCAUCAGGGCAGCAGUUGGCAUGGCAAAGAUGCAAGGCUCAUCUUUUGGAUGGGCGGCCACUGGAUGCUUUUGACGGCCCUCGGCUUCUGCCUCGCUGGCAUACUCGGCUUCUGCCUCUGGUGGGCCUAUGGCCGCCUCCUCUUCUACACCUCCCGCUGCUACCGCUACUCACCCCUUUCCAGGCGGCCACCGCCACCGCCACCACACCCACCAAUCCCACAACGCUCCUCAUCCUUCUCACCCUCCCGACGACCUGGCGGCCGGUUAUUCCCAGGUUGGCUGCGCCGACAAAGUCCUGCGAAGCGUCGCGGAGACGAGGAGACUGGCGGGUAUGCGGAUGUCGCAUAUGAACUCCUCGGUGGACGCAAAAGUGGCAGUAUCCGAAAGGAAUGAAUAAACAAUUUAAAACAAAGAAUACGAAUUGAAAUAGAACAGGGCGGAGUGGAGGCGUUUUAUUUUAUUUUAUAUUUCUGUUCAUUUUCCUUACUUUUUUCUUCAGAGCCAUCUAUUUCUUUUUCUUGUCGAUUUACCUACUCUAUACCACCCCCUUAAUAAUUAUUUGUAUGUGAAUAAAUAUGUGUCUGCGUGCGCGUGUUGAUGUCACGGCCAAAAUCCCGCAUUGAAAGAGAAAGCGGGACAUGCUACGGAAGCAAUUUUUGUUCUGAUAUGUUGUCUUCAAAGUGUUUUGUGUUCCUAGGGAAAAGGGAUGGGAGCGCGUGGGAGGGCAAAGGGAGAGGAAGAGGAACCUUUCACGACAUCCUUCCCUUGCUUUCCAUAACGAUGGCCCACCUUGCUUCUGUUUUUCAGCCUUACGGGUGUACAUACACACUUUGUUCUUGUUUACUCAUAAUAAUGCGCAUAUACGCCGGUGUUAUCGUGGGUCAUUUUAAUCGUUUAGUUUCACAAAUUUUUGUACCCAUGCCUCUGAUGGGGCUGAAGGAGUUCUGUUUUCAUUUAUCCGGGUAUGUUUCAUAUAUUCUAUGGAAUUGUCUUAUUUGGCUGGUAUUUCGCUGGUAUUUGGCUGGUAUUGAUAUUAUUUUUUAAUAUUUCCCCCUAC